ACUCUAAUACCCCGACACUGAAAAUAAUCUUCCAGCCAAUAGCCUAGAAACUCUUUCUGAUAGAGUUCCUUAAACAGUUUACUGAUUACUUAUUUUUAUUUACCAAUCGAGUGUGGUAGGCACAGUUGAAUCCAAACCUAGAUAUGUGAAUCCUUUAUCCUUUACAGCCAGCACAAAGAAACAAUCCUUUACUCUUCUCAGACAAAAAUGAGAACAUAUAUCGUCAUUGAAAUGGAUCACCUUAAGAAGAUAGAGGAGUUAGAACAAAUAAAUCAUGAUUUGGUAAAAAAAUUGGACGUUAAAAACCAUAUGGAGAACGAAAUGAAAGAUGAAAUACAUUUGCUCGAAGAUCUAUUGAAAAAGGAAAAAACAGCAGCAGAAGAAAAAGAUUCGGAAAUAAAAGUACUAAAGGCCCAGAUCUCAAAGUUACAGAAUACCCUUGAAGAUGAGAGAAUUGAGUUCGAAAGUCAAGAAGAGACUAUUAGACAGCCUGAAACUAUUAACACACCAGUCUCAACUGGUGAGAGCUCUAUCUUGAAGCAUUUAGAAGAAGAGAUAGAAAGCCAGAAGAUUGAGCUAGAAAAUGUUACACGUUCCCUACAAAUGUACAAGGAACAGGCAACUGAGUCUCAAACGGAGAACCUGCAAUUGAAGGGGAAAAAUAAAGAGCUUCAGUGUCUACUGGAAGAAAGGAAUAAGAUGCUAGAAUACAAAACUGAAACACUAAAUGAAAUCAAAGAAGACCGAGAGAGUUUGAGAGAAAAGGCCAUGCUGCUGGAGAGUGAAUUAAAGACUUUACAAAGUAAACCAUCUGAUCUGGGAACUAGAGGAAAUUCUUUGUUUGCUGAAGUGGAAGAUAACAGGAAAAUGCUGGUUGCUAAGCUCAAAGAUACUCAACUGAAAUAUGCAACGCUCAAGAAAACCUUAUGCUCAAAAAACCUUGAAGUCAGUCGGUUAAAGGAGCAGCAUAUUCUUGUCUACCGCGAAUGGAAUGACAUAAAGGAAGAAAAGUUAAAGAAUGAUUCUCGCCUUUUAACAGCUCAUUUAGCAAGAAUAGAAGACUUGGAACAAGAACUGAAGCUAGCUAAAGAGCAAAUUCCCUCCAAUUCAGUGGUCAGUCAAGAUGGAAAUUCGAAGUGGGUUUCAGAACUGCUCGAAUCAAAAAGAAAAGAAGCAGAUGGUCUCCGCAAAGAACUUCAAGCAAGAUCACUAACAGAGUGGUCUUUACAGCGCACUUUGCAUCAGUUGAAAAGUGAAGUCCUCCAACUCAAGCAAAAGUUAUUGGAACAAACCGUUGGCGACAUCAAUAAAGAUGGAAGUUUGGAGAGAGAAGUAUCCCCCAACAAAGUUGAAACUGUACUGAAAGAAAAUGUUCCUAAGAAGAGUGUAACUUUCAAAUAGGGUUAAUUAUAGAAAUUAUAAAAUGUAUAUCUUUAAUGCUUAUAAUGAUCACCCUACUUCCUGUAUUUUUAAUAUAAGACUUCUAAUUUUAUAAAUCUAUAUUUAACGUUCUAGCUUAGUGAAUUAUAUUAAAUCUAAUUAUUACCGUGUAAUUCUAUUUUAAAUAAAUUUCCAUUUUGAA
Molecule: messenger RNA, 1582 nt
Organism: Nilaparvata lugens (brown planthopper)
Lineage: Eukaryota; Metazoa; Arthropoda; Insecta; Hemiptera; Delphacidae
Gene: Spindly
Product: protein Spindly
Exons: 10
Coding region: 208-1401 (397 amino acids)
Source: RefSeq, a predicted model, not a curated record